Teleopsis dalmanni is the source of this 1161-nucleotide messenger RNA. Its product is annotated as odorant receptor 33b-like. The coding region runs from base 1 to 1161 and encodes 386 amino acids. Lineage: Eukaryota; Metazoa; Arthropoda; Insecta; Diptera; Diopsidae. Gene Ontology annotation, cellular component: plasma membrane. The record is from RefSeq and is a predicted model, not a curated record. Gene Ontology annotation, molecular function: olfactory receptor activity; odorant binding. The transcript is spliced from 2 exons. Gene Ontology annotation, biological process: detection of chemical stimulus involved in sensory perception of smell; sensory perception of smell.
AUGAAUCGAAGAAACUCAAACGGAAAUAGAGUUCCUCCACCUGUAGACAGUGUGGUGCUCUACGAACGCUUCUGGAUGUGUUGGAAAAUUGUUGGUAUUGGCACUGACUACAAUGAAUUCCUAUGUGGCUUAUAUGACAUCUGUGUGAACAUAUUUAUAACAAUAUAUUAUCCAUUACAUUUGACUAUUGGUCUCUUUAUGGAACCAACAGUAGCAGACGUCUUUAAAGUCCUUGCUAUCAAUGUCACUUGCAUUGUGUGCACAAUUAAACAUUAUAUGUUUCGUUAUAAAUUAAAAAAAAUUCGUGCUAUACAGGCGACUCUCAGUCAAUUGGACAAACGUGCUAUGGAUAUGGAUGAACGUGAAUACUUCAGUAGAGUACCUAAGGCUGGUGCACAAUUUGUUGUGAACGCCUUUUUCGGUGCAUAUAUAAUGUCAAAUUUGGCUGCCGCUUCUGCAGCACUUUUAUCUUCAGAACGUCGUCUUAUGUAUCCUGCUUGGUUUCCAUUCGAUUGGCGUGCCACAACGCUAAACUAUUGGGUCGCCUUACUAUAUCAAUUUUUCGGAAUAACCAUACAGAUUAUACAAAACUUGGCUAAUGAUAUUUAUGCACCGAUGAGUCUUUGCAUAAUUGCUGGACAUGUACGUAUGUUGGGUAUGCGUUUAUCCAAAUUGGGAUAUGAUACUAGAAAAUCCACUAUACAGAUAAAUUCAGAACUCAUCAAUUGUGUGGAAGAUCAUAAGAAGUUAUUGGAAAUUUUCGAAGCUCUGCAGGAUACACUCUCUAUAGCCCAAUUAUCACAAUUCAUAUCGAGUGGCCUUAAUAUAUGUAUCGUUUUGGUGUACCUUCUUUUCUACGCUGACAAUAUAUUUGCUUCCAUAUAUUAUAGUGUCUAUUUCAUAGCUAUGGCUAUUGAAAUCUUUCCAUGUUGUUACUAUGGCAGUAUAAUGCAGCAAGAGUUCUUGGAUUUACCUUAUGCAGUGUUUAAAAGUAAUUGGUUGAAGCAAAAUAACAAGUUUCGAAAGAAUAUGAUCAUUUUUACUGAAUUGGCUAAAAAGGAGAUAACCCCUAUAGCUGGCGGUGUUAUUGGUAUACAUUUAAAUGCUUUCUUCUAUACCUGCAAGAUGGCUUACUCUUUGUUUGCUGUGUUAAGGUCCUAA